AUGAUGCCCAUCUACCGGUUCGUCUUCGGUCUUCCACUCGGCCUGGCUCUUCUGCUCAGCUUCUUGCUGGUGCCCAUCCAACCGUUGGUGCUGCUGGUGGCGCGACAACGACUCCGGCGACGUCUCAACCUUGAGGGCGGACCAACGGGCGAUGUUGCCUGUCUCUUAGGCAGCUGUUGCUGUGUCUGCUGCCUGAUGCAGUGCCAAGUGGUCAACCAAAUCCAGGCAGCAAGACGAUCUGGUGACUGGGAAAAAACGGAUGCAACCGAACGAGCCAGCAGUUCCGAGGAGCUCAAAAGUUUGGACAGCCAAAGUGAAUCUCGUGAAAAUGAUGAUAGUGAAUAG
Molecule: messenger RNA, 345 nt
Organism: Protopolystoma xenopodis
Lineage: Eukaryota; Metazoa; Platyhelminthes; Monogenea; Polystomatidea; Polystomatidae
Source: the annotation of a GenBank genome assembly